This is a messenger RNA of Metarhizium album ARSEF 1941, 2694 nucleotides long. Its product is annotated as Glycoside hydrolase, superfamily. NCBI's taxonomy places the organism in Eukaryota, Fungi, Ascomycota, Sordariomycetes, Hypocreales, Clavicipitaceae. Gene Ontology annotation, biological process: glucan catabolic process. The record is from RefSeq and is a predicted model, not a curated record. Bases 1 to 2694 code for a protein of 897 amino acids. Gene Ontology annotation, molecular function: beta-glucosidase activity. The transcript has 3 exons.
AUGAUCUCAAUCAAGUUGGAAACCGCCUUUCUUGUGGCCACACUGUCCAUUGGCGUCAUUGGGCGGCCCUCGCCAGGAGAGUCGCCCACUCACAAGCCUGUCCCGGGCAGGUCCCUUCAGAGCUCAAACUUGCCCGAUGACUAUUACGUCCCUUCGUACUACCCAGCUCCGUAUGGAGGGUGGGUAAGCGAUUGGCAGGAGAGCUAUCGUAAAGCAAGACGCUUCGUGGCUUCCAUGAACCUGGCCGAGAAAACCAACAUCACUGCGGGUAGUGGCAUAUUCAUGGGAUUUCCGCAGCUCUGCUUCAACGAUGGUCACAACGGAGUCCGACAGGCUGACAACGUGACGGUCUUCCCUGACGGAAUCACCACCGGUGCGACUUUUGACAAGCAACUCAUGUACCAGCGCGCCGUCGCUAUCGGCAAGGAAGCCCGUGGCAAGGGAGUCAAUGUAUGGCUAGGCCCAACUGUUGGGCCGAUUGGGCGCAAACCAAGGGGUGGUCGCAACUGGGAGGGAUUCGGUGCUGAUCCGUCCCUGCAAGCCAUCGGGGCUCGCGAGACGAUAAGAGGUGUUCAAGAACAAGGUGUCAUUGCCACUAUCAAGCACUUCGUUGGUAACGAACAGGAAAUGUAUCGCAUGUACAACCCGUUCCAAUAUGGCUACAGUGCCAACAUCGGUAUAUCCCCGCCGUCCUCGCCUUGCCAAACUUGUCUUGAGCUGACAUUCUCCCUCCUAGAUGAUAGAACUCUGCAUGAAGUAUACAUGUGGCCUUCUGCAGAAGGUAUUCACGCGGGUGUUGGAUCAGUCAUGAUAGCAUACAACGCGGUUAACGGUACGGCAUGCAGUCAACACCCGUAUCUUAUCAACGCGCUGCUUAAAGAUGAACUUGGCUUCCAGGGCUUUGUACAGUCCGAUUGGCUUUCUCACAUGUCUGGCGUGGCCUCUGCCAUUGCUGGCUUGGAUGUGGACAUGCCAGGAGACACUCAGAUUCCGCUGCUUGGCCAUUCAUACUGGAUGUACGAGCUUAGUAGAUCGGUUCUCAAUGGCUCAGUGCCAAUGGACCGCUUGAACGACAUGACUACGCGUCUCGUGGCUGCAUGGUACAAGAUGGGGCAAGAUGAGAACUUUCCCGAGACCAACUUUGACACAAACACGAAGAAAAGGGAGGGCCUCCUAUAUCCUGCUGCCUGGCCGGACACGCCCAAGGUUGUGGUUAACAAAUUCGUUCCCGUCCAAGCCGAUCAUGACGGGAUUGCUCGUCAGGUAGCACAGGAUGCCAUUACACUUCUCAAGAACAACGACACUCUACUGCCACUGAGGAGGUCUCAGUCUCUCAAGAUUUUUGGCACGGGAGCUCAAACCAACCCAGAUGGUGCCAAUGCUUGCUCUGAUCGGAAAUGCAACAAGGGCACCCUGGGCCAAGGAUGGGGAUCCGGCACGGUAGAUUAUAUGUACCUAAACGAUCCCAUCACUGCUAUCAAGGCCAAGGCCGACGAUGUCCGCUUCUAUAGCACGGACUCUUUUCCUAGGAAAAUCGACGAGCCACAAGAUACAGAUGUUGCCGUUGUCUUCAUCACCUCCGACUCGGGCGAGAACACCUGGACCGUUGAAGGCAACCACGGCGAUCGAGACGCCUCCGGUCUCCACGCAUGGCACGGCGGGGACAAGCUGGUCCAAGAUGUCGCCUCGAGAUACAAGAAUGUCGUCGUGGUAGCACACACUGUUGGCCCACUGAUACUUGAGAAGUGGAUUGAUCUGCCUUCAGUGAAGUCGGUCUUGAUUGCCCACCUACCUGGCCAAGAAGCGGGACGGUCUCUUGCCGAAGUCUUGUUCGGCGACGUCUCGCCAAGCGGCCAUCUUCCCUACUCGAUCACAAAAAGAGAGGAAGACCUACCAGAGAGCGUGACCAAACUGAUAGACAGCUACAAUCUCCACCAGCCAGAAGACACAUAUACGGAAGGCCUUUAUAUCGAUUACCGAUGGCUGAACAAGAAUAACAUCAAGCCUCGAUACGCAUUUGGACAUGGUCUGAGCUAUACCAACUUUACGUAUUCCAAGGCAGCGAUCACCAAAGUUAGCCAAAUGAGCAGCACGCCGCCUACCAGGCCACCGAAAACAGGUAUACUUGACUACACGCAGGCCAUCCCCGAGCCGAGCGAAGCGGUAAUGCCGGACGGCUUUCACAAGCACUGGCGGUACAUCUACUCGUGGCUUUUACCGUCGGAAGCCGUUGACGCUGCGGCGGACAGGAGAAACAAGUACGAGUACCCCGAUGGAUACUCAACGGUCCAGAAAUCCGGUCCUCGCGCUGGUGGUGGGCAAGGGGGCAAUCCCGCAUUGUGGGAUGUGGCGUACAAGCUGUCCGUGGAAGUCACCAAUGUUGGACCAAAGUACUCUGGAAAGGCUUCUGUACAGGCAUAUGUGCAAUUCCCCGAGAACAGCAAAUACGAAACACCCAUCACCCAGCUGCGCGAUUUUGAGAAGACAGACACGCUUGCGCCCGGCGAAAGCACGACUGUUGAGUUGCAUUUGACCAGAAAGGACUUGAGCGUGUGGGAUGUCGUGCUGCAGGAAUGGGUGAUUCCCGUUGUUGAUGGACAAUAUACCGUCUUGCUGGGAGAUGCCAGUGAUAGCUUCCAAGUCUCCUGCCGCGUCGACAGGUUGGAAUGCAUCACCCUUGCCCAAGGUUUAUAG